CAGGGUAGCAGUGCUGGCUCUGCUGCUGAUGUUACUGCUUGCUGCUUGAAAGGAGACUGCAAGUUAUCAGAGCUCCUCCCUCCAUACACCGUGUGACAACAACAACCCGUCCACAGAGCAGCCAGCACUUUUCAGCCUCAUUUUCUCUCUGUCAUUCCUCCUCAAUCUUUGAUCAAUGUGCUGCCAGACAGAGCCCAAGUGCUCCCAGCCUCCUCCUCCUCCUCUCCACCACCAUCUCUCAACUUUGUGCUAGACUUGAAGAUUAAAAAAAUCAUCCCCAAAUACACUGAGAGACUAACAGCACCCCUGCUCCUACCCCUGCUGGACUCUGAAAUUGUUUUAUUUAUUUCAUUUCUUUUUUUUUUUUUUUUUUGUUUCUUUGAUUGUGGGGUGCCAGGGGAGGUGUAUCGCUCCCCCUUUAACUGCUUACGUCACAGCUUUUGUCUAGAAUAGAACUUUGAGUUUCUAUUUUAUGUAGGGGUUCUGAGUGUUUUUUCCGUGCGGUAACUUUUUUUUUGCCAGCAUUCCAGAGAUAACUUGUACAGCUCGGGAAGGUCUUCUGUAUGUGACCAUGGCCAUGGCUGCUUUGAUCCCACCGACUCAGCUGGGGACAGCUCAGGCAGCGAUAGCUCCGUCUGCAUCAUCCUCUUCCAACAACUCGUCCUCCUCCUCCCCCUCUCCAUCCAUCGCUCCUUCCUCGUCAGGGCCAGCUCUCUACCGACCGGAGCCGCCCGCCGCCAGCACGGUGGUGACCUGCAGCAUCAGCAGUGCCACCUCAACCAGUAUCUCAAGCAGCAGCAGCCCGGGGACUGGAGGAGGCAGCAACAACUGUAGCAAUAGCCAGAACGUGGUCACGGGCAACGGCAACAUUAGCAGCCACCACCACCACAACCCUCUGCCCAGCACCCCUACCACCUCCACCAACACUACCUCCACUUCCACCACCAGCAGCAGCAGUGUCCCCAGCACCAAUCUACCAGGGAAACCAGUCUACUCCACCCCAUCUCCAGUGGAGAACAUCCCCCAGAACAAUGAGUGCAGGAUGGUGGACCUGAGAGGUGCUAAGGUGGCCUCGUUCACUGUGGAGGGGUGUGAGCUCAUCUGCCUGCCCCAGGCUUUUGACCUGUUCUUGAAGCAUUUGGUUGGGGGGCUGCACACCGUCUACACUAAGCUUAAGAGGCUGGAGAUCACCCCUGUGGUGUGUAACGUUGAACAGGUCCGGAUCUUGAGGGGCUUGGGUGCUAUCCAGCCUGGGGUCAACCGCUGUAAACUCAUUUCGAGGAAGGAUUUUGAGACAUUGUACAACGACUGCACUAACGCAAGCUCCAGACCUGGCAGGCCUCCGAAAAGAACUCAGAGUGUCACCUCACCAGAUAAUCCGCAUAUCAUGCCACAUACUGUGCCUGGUCUCAUGUCUCCAGGAAUGAUCCCACCCACAGGUUUAACAGCUGCCGCUGCAGCGGCAGCAGCUGCCACUAAUGCAGCAAUAGCUGAAGCAAUGAAGGUGAAAAAAAUCAAGUUGGAAGCAAUGACCAACUAUCAUGGCAGCAAUAACCAGCUUGGAGGAGACUCGGACAAUGGCGAUCUUAAUUCUAGCGUUGAAAGAAACUGGAGAAAGAAAAUCCUAUAUGAAUUUUUCCUGAGUGUGUUCAAUCCAGUGUGUGCGAUGCAAGUGUGUAGCAGUGAUGGUUCUUGGGAUAAAGAAAAACUUCAGUCUCUCCCUCCCCAAGGAUCUCAAACCUCUGUUAACCAUUCCAACCUGCCUGGACAGCAUAACCUUCCAGUUUCUCAUCCUCUCAACUCUCUUCAACAGAAUCACCUUCUGCCAAAUGGUCUUGAACUACCUUUUAUGAUGAUGCCCCAUCCAUUAAUCCCUGUAAGCCUACCUCCAGCUUCAGUUACCAUGGCAAUGAGCCAGAUGAACCACCUUAAUACCAUUGCAAACAUGGCAGCUGCGGCACAAGUACAGAGUCCCCCAUCAAGAGUUGAAACAUCCGUAAUUAAGGAACGUGUUCCAGACAGCCCAUCUCCUGCUCCAUCUCUUGAAGAUGGACGAAGACCAGGCAGUCAUCCCUCAUCCCACAGAAGCAGCAGUGUAUCAAGUUCUCCAGCUAGAACUGAAAGUUCCUCAGACAGAAUUCCUGUCCAUCAAAAUGGCCUGUCAAUGAACCAGAUGAUGAUGGGUCUAUCACCAAACAUCAUUCCAGGGCCAAAAGAAGGUGACCUUGCUGGUCAUGAAGUAGGACACGAAGCAAAGAGAAUACAUAUGGAAAAAGAUGAGACCCCGCUCUCAACACCAACUGCAAGAGAAAGCUUUGAAAAACUUUCCCUGUCUGGACACGGGCAACCUCUACCUCCAGGCUUCCCAUCUCCCUUUCUGUUUCCUGAUGGUUUGUCUUCCAUAGAGACACUACUGACAAAUAUUCAGGGUUUGUUGAAGGUGGCUAUAGAUAAUGCCCGAGCUCAAGAGAAACAAGUACAAAUGGAGAAGACUGAAUUGAAGAUGGAACUUUUCAGGGAACGAGAGCAGAGGGAAACCAUAGAAAAGCAAUUGGCAGUAGAACAGAAGAACAGAGCAAUAAUUCAAAAAAGACUUAAGAAAGAGAAGAAAGCAAAAAGGAAAUUACAGGAAGCCCUAGAAUUUGAAACAAAGAGGAGGGAGCAAGCUGAGCAGGCAUUGAAACAAGCAGCAUCCUCAGAAGGUCUCCGAGUCCUUAAUGAGUCUUUAACUCCAGAGAUAGAAUCUGACCGCAAUGGGGGCAGAACAGAUGCUGAAAGGACAAUACAAGAUGGAAGACUUUAUUUAAAAACCAGUGUUAUGUACUGAAGUCACACAUACAACUGUAGAGGACUCUGUGAGAACUUUUGAAAACCCUGACAAAAUAGAACUCUCAACACUCCACAUAGGAGCACCAGUGUUCUAUAACUGUACUGGUAUAUUAGACUGCCAACCUGUGACUAUUAAGCCAGACGUUUUAAGAAGUUUUCUAAUUCUUUCAGUAGCACAUCUUUUGUUGGAUUUUAUUUGAGAUGUUGCUGACAACCUGUAUAAAUAUGUAUCAACAAGACCCACAGUACUUCUUUUUUUAUAUGAAACUUGUUCUGAUAUUUGAGCACAUCACAAACUUCCAACCGUGGCAUCUUAAACAGAGGAUUUUUCUCACAUCUAAACCAGCAAAACCAAGCCCAGAAAAAAAGCCAGUUGAAGAAGAUUCCUAUAAGGGCAUACAUUUCAAUGAAACUCAAAUACUACAAAACUCUUCUUGCAAGAUGUUUUUAAGUUCAAACAAUAUUUGCUCCUUAAGAUUAAACAUUUUGGCCAACUAAGGAAGAUACUUGCUCUUGGAUAUUGAACUACUGAAUUAUUUAAUGCGAAAAUAACUUUUUACUAUCUGCUGAAUGUAAAAUAAACUACUAUUUUCUUCUUGAGCACCUACUCUAAAAACCCAACUAAUUACCAUUAAAUCCCUUGAGUACUGUGGGAUUCAGGAAAAAAAAUGCUUUGCUUGAAAUGCGUUGGCCACAUGUAAAUAGACAUAACGCAAGGAAGGUAUAAUGUAUGCAGUAGAUUAUUAGAGUUUAGGAAAAUAAUUUUAGACAAUGUUCUGUCAUUCUGUUGAUUUUUAAAAGCCUUUAUAGUUUAAAGCAUGCAGGCAUGUAAAUAUUUGUUCUGAAGUCACAGUAUUAAUGAAUAAGAUUUUAAGAAUCUGGUGAAAUGAAGGGAUUGUGUCAGCCACUUUUAUUUGUAUAUUAAGUCUUUUAUGCCCUAAAAUGUCACAAGUAAGAUGAGUACGUGGCUGAUCAGUAAGUUGCAACACGAGAAAUAUUUUUAUAUAAUCUUGUCAAUUUUGAGGGAAAAUUCAUAAAAUAAAUAAACAAAAACAAACCUAAAAUACAUGUGAUGUUCCACUAAUACAGAAUAUUGUUUUUCCUAACUAUUUGUUUCACUACUGUAUUGUAUGAUCACAACCCAUCAUGUAAUUGUACCUGUAUGUUAUAGUGUGAAAGGGGUUUAUUUUGUGUUUUUGAUGUCUUUAUGAAAAAAAAAAAAAAAAAAAAAACAUGUUUUCAAUUUCAAAUAUCUGGAAACAAAUCAGAUCAGUACAGUUACAGUUCAGAAAUUUGAUUUUGACUUAAUUUUGUAAUUCCUGUAUACCCCUUCAAAGACUGAAUUCAUAACUAAGUUCCUGAACGUGUACACAAUUGGUUUCUACACAUAUCUAGUUUUAUGCACAUAAAAUGUAAUUUAUUUUGUUAUAACACAUCAAAGGUUGUUUUUAAUGUCAGAUUUAAAAUUUUAUUCCUGUAAAUUUUAAUUUCAGUGUGAUUCUAAUAGUGUUGUUUAGUCACUUAUUAAACCACUGUAACUUGUUAAGUCUUCCUUAAUCUACUGGGAUAUAAUUUCUUUUGUGCGAAAACCUGAACUAUACAUUUCGAUCUGCCAUUGUAAUUUUUCAAUAAAAUAAUGUAUAUACAAUUUCACAUUUUUAUGAUACCAAGCAAUAUUUUUUCAAUAA
Messenger RNA from Pelobates fuscus (common spadefoot toad), 4517 nucleotides. It is a transcript of the gene DACH1, whose product is annotated as dachshund family transcription factor 1. Gene Ontology annotation, cellular component: transcription regulator complex; nucleus. Bases 572 to 2827 code for a protein of 751 amino acids. The record is from RefSeq and is a predicted model, not a curated record. Lineage: Eukaryota; Metazoa; Chordata; Amphibia; Anura; Pelobatidae. The transcript has 13 exons. Gene Ontology annotation, biological process: regulation of transcription by RNA polymerase II. Gene Ontology annotation, molecular function: RNA polymerase II cis-regulatory region sequence-specific DNA binding; DNA-binding transcription factor activity, RNA polymerase II-specific.